AUGCGCCUUUCCACCCUUUUCCGCUCAGUAUUCCUCGCCACAGCCGCAACAUGGGCAGCUGCACUGCCUGAAAGCCCCAGGGCACACCCCGAGGAUGGUGCUGCUGCUGCCGUGCCGCGUAUCAUUGGGGGAGCCCCCGUCUCCGACAACAGUCUCGGGUUCACUGCUCGUAUUGUCGCCAGGCCUCUCUUCGAUACAACUCUCUGCACCGGUUCACUGAUCGCUCCCAACGUCGUCCUCACUGCUGCCCACUGCUUGACAUAUGUGGGCAACAUCAAAUUCUUUGGAGUCCCGCUGUCCAUCACGUUCGGCUAUUCAAGCACCUCACCUGGCCAGACAUACAACUCGACCAAAUACUAUAUCCAUCGCGGCUAUGACACGGAGUUGGCCCACCACGAUAUCGGGGUGAUCAUCCUUCCAACCAACGUCCCGGCCGAUGUUGCUACACCCGUCAAAAUCUACACCGGUGGCUACAACGAAGAAACUGUAUUCACGGUUGCCGGCUACGGUGUGACUAAGGAUGGAAGCACUAAGCCUGCAGACGAGCUGAUGCAGGCGGAGCUCAAAAUUGGCGACAAGGUCUUUUGCGAGCACUCUUACCCUAUGUGGGAUAUCGCGACCCAGAUCUGCCUUGCUCGCAAUGAUGGGCGCGAUACUUGCGUGGGUGACUCUGGCGGCCCCGCUGUUGUCCAUGACGAGGAUGGCAAGAUUGCUCUUCUGGGUAUCACUUCCUUUGGUGCCGGGGCCCAGCUGAGGAACCCAAAGUGCGGCGCAGAUAAUGUAGCUGGCUACUACACCGACGCUUCAGAGUACAUCAGCUGGAUCGCCUCUGCGACAGACUUGAAACCAGCCAAAUUUACGACAGCCAACUCGACUGGAAACUCUGCCACGCGGCCUUACAAUGGUGACACCACAAACAGCUACUUCAGCCAGUAUAUGGAGCUAUUAGAGGCAUCCUCACUGGAGUAUCUUGAUGUGGAGGAGACGACUGCAGCACCUGUGGUGAAUGGUGCAAACAUUGGACAUUCCUUGCUCCCUUCGCUCGGUACAGGUGUGGGGCUGGCUGUUGUUAGUCUGCUCUCAGUUGUUGUGUAG
This is a messenger RNA of Linderina pennispora, 1095 nucleotides long. RefSeq names its product trypsin-like serine protease. Gene Ontology annotation, molecular function: serine-type endopeptidase activity. The record is from RefSeq and is a predicted model, not a curated record. Gene Ontology annotation, biological process: proteolysis. The coding region runs from base 1 to 1095 and encodes 364 amino acids. NCBI's taxonomy places the organism in Eukaryota, Fungi, Kickxellomycota, Kickxellomycetes, Kickxellales, Kickxellaceae. The transcript has a single exon.